Piliocolobus tephrosceles (Ugandan red Colobus) is the source of this 2351-nucleotide messenger RNA. RefSeq names its product major facilitator superfamily domain containing 1 (gene MFSD1). The transcript has 16 exons. The coding region runs from base 74 to 1618 and encodes 514 amino acids. Lineage: Eukaryota; Metazoa; Chordata; Mammalia; Primates; Cercopithecidae. The record is from RefSeq and is a predicted model, not a curated record. Gene Ontology annotation, biological process: transmembrane transport. Gene Ontology annotation, cellular component: lysosome. Gene Ontology annotation, molecular function: transmembrane transporter activity.
AGGGAAAAGUGAACCGCACCAUGCCUUCUCAGCGCUCGCUGGGUCCGGGCUCCCAGCGCUCGCGGCCGCUCACAUGGGCGUGGCCCUGCGUGACCUGCCGGGACGUCACGUGAACGCCCGGAGUCAUGUGACCGCCGUCUUGGUUGUGCUCUGCGGGCGCUGCUUCCUGCGGGGGAUUGGGGUUGUCACCGCUUUCCUCUCUCCGUCUCCUGCGAGCGCAAUGGAGGAAGAGGAUGAGGAAGCGCGGGCGCUCCUGGCAGGCGGCCCUGACAAGGCCGACAGGGGUGCCCCCGCCGCCCCCGGGGCCCUGCCGGCCCUCUGCGACCCCAGUCGCCUGGCGCACCGGCUUUUGGUGCUGUUACUGAUGUGCUUCCUUGGCUUCGGCAGCUAUUUUUGCUAUGAUAAUCCUGCUGCCCUUCAGACUCAAGUUAAACGAGAUAUGCAAGUGAAUACCACGAAAUUCAUGCUGCUGUAUGCCUGGUAUUCUUGGCCCAAUGUAGUUUUGUGUUUCUUUGGUGGCUUUUUGAUAGACCGAGUAUUUGGAAUACGAUGGGGCACAAUCAUUUUUAGCUGCUUUGUUUGCAUUGGACAGGUUGUUUUUGCUCUGGGUGGAAUAUUUAAUGUGUUUUGGCUGAUGGAAUUUGGAAGAUUUGUAUUUGGGAUUGGUGGAGAGUCCUUAGCAGUUGCCCAGAAUACAUAUGCUGUGAGCUGGUUUAAAGGCAAAGAAUUAAACCUGGUGUUUGGACUUCAACUUAGCAUGGCUAGAAUUGGAAGUACCGUAAACAUGAACCUCAUGGGAUGGCUGUAUUCUAAGAUCGAAGCUUUGUUAGGUUCUGCUGGUCACACAACCCUUGGGAUCACACUUAUGAUUGGGGGUAUAACGUGUAUUCUUUCACUAAUCUGUGCCUUGGCUCUUGCCUACUUGGAUCAGAGAGCAGAGAGAAUCCUUCACAAAGAACAAGGAAAAACAGGUGAAGUUAUUAAAUUAACUGAUGUAAAGGACUUCUCCUUACCCCUGUGGCUCAUAUUUAUCAUCUGUGUCUGCUAUUAUGUCGCUGUGUUCCCUUUUAUUGGACUUGGGAAAGUUUUCUUUACAGAGAAAUUUGGAUUUUCUUCCCAGGCAGCAAGUGCAAUUAACAGUGUUGUAUAUGUCAUAUCAGCUCCCAUGUCCCCAGUAUUUGGGCUCCUGGUGGAUAAAACAGGGAAGAACAUCAUCUGGGUUCUUUGCGCAGUAGCAGCCACUCUUGUGUCCCACAUGAUGCUGGCCUUUACGAUGUGGAAUCCUUGGAUUGCUAUGUGUCUUCUGGGACUCUCCUAUUCAUUGCUUGCCUGUGCAUUGUGGCCAAUGGUGGCAUUUGUAGUUCCUGAACAUCAGCUGGGAACUGCAUAUGGCUUCAUGCAGUCCAUUCAGAAUCUUGGGUUGGCCAUCAUUUCCAUCAUUGCUGGUAUGAUACUGGAUUCUCGCGGGUAUUUGUUUUUAGAAGUGUUCUUCAUUGCCUGUGUUUCUUUGUCACUUUUAUCUGUGGUCUUACUCUAUUUGGUGAAUCGUGCCCAGGGUGGGAACCUCAAUUAUUCUGCAAGACAAAGGGAAGAAAUAAAAUUUUCCCAUACUGAAUGAGAAGUUUAAAUGAAUGUGUCAUGAGAAUGGGCUUAACACAUCAUUGGUUUGAAAACCUCCAUUUUAAAAAAUUUACAGUUUAGUUACUAGAAAAAAUAGUGGACUGGAAAGUUAUAUUUAUAUCCAAAUAUACCUAUUUCAAAGUGUAUUUGUGAGGCCUGUUUUAGCCUGUGUCUUUUGUAUUGUGUGUUGCUGAAGAAUUCUACUUUUAGUAGGCUAAUCAACAAUGAAAGGGUUAGAAAAUUGCUGUGGAACAUCCAGGUGAACUUCAGGAAGGACAGUGAAAAAUGGAAAACAUCAGAGCUUCUGCUGAGAUAAUCUUCAUUAGGUAUAUAUCUUAGGGAUACAGCCUUGUUUUUAUCUUAUAGCAGGAAAAACACUUUUGAGGGGAGUAGAAGGACUGUGUUACACAAAAUAAACAAUGGCAUUGUCCUACGCCUUCCUUUUAGUGGUAGGGCAUAAUGCUAGGGAAUAUGUGAAGAUGUUUUUAUGAAGUCUCUUUCUGAUCAUGACCAGUAGCUUGCGCUCUACUCUGUAGUUAUGUGGAUUGCUGAGCAAUGACCCUUUUCAAUUUCUUAUUUCUGUGUUACUGAGCACGACGUAAUUAGGGACGUAAUUUUAUAGCAUAAACUUUCUGUACAGUUUUUCUUAUAGUCUAAUAACUAAAAAGUGACCUUCAAAUUAUGAUAAUUGCCUAUGUACAUGGAUAAAUUAAAACACUGCACAUGGAGUA